Molecule: messenger RNA, 989 nt
Organism: Prionailurus viverrinus (fishing cat)
Lineage: Eukaryota; Metazoa; Chordata; Mammalia; Carnivora; Felidae
Gene: MRPL17
Product: mitochondrial ribosomal protein L17
Exons: 3
Coding region: 197-823 (208 amino acids)
Biological process (GO): translation
Cellular component (GO): mitochondrial large ribosomal subunit; ribosome
Molecular function (GO): structural constituent of ribosome
Source: RefSeq, a predicted model, not a curated record
CGGCACGCACCGUCCCACACUAGGUGGCGCCUGGUUCCCCUGCCCGACGCUGAGAGCUCAGAGCGCCUUGAGGCCCGCCCCCCUCGCCUCCUCUGGAAGGAACUAGCACCUCUUCUCCGCCCUCCCCCGGGUUGCCAACGAGGCAGGCUGUGAUACUCAUGCGCAAACACGUCCACCACGCACCUAGGUACAGCGCAUGCGUCCUCUCAAACCCGUCUCUCCGCAGCUUCUCCCUUCGAAUUUCCAGUUCCGGCCUCCCAAGGGCGGAGACAAGCUAGGAAUUAUGCGGCUGUCGGUCGCAGCCGCCAUCUCCCAUGGCCGCGUAUUCCGCCGACUGGGCCUUGGUCCCGAGUCCCGCAUCCACCUGUUGCGGAACUUGCUUACGGGACUUGUGCGACACGAACGCAUCGAGGCGCCAUGGGCGCGCGUGGACGAGAUGAGGGGCUACGCCGAGAAGGUGAGGGGCUACGCCGAGAAGCUCAUCGACUAUGGGAAGCUGGGAGAUACCAACGAACAAGCCAUGCGCAUGGCUGACUUCUGGCUCACGGAGAAAGACUUGAUCCCCAAGCUGUUUCAAGUACUGGCCCCUCGGUACCAAGGUCAGAAUGGGGGCUACACGAGAAUGCUGCAGAUCCCAAAUCGGAGUAAGCAGGAUCGGGCCAAGAUGGCAGUGAUCGAGUAUAAAGGGAACUGCCUCCCACCCCUGCCCCUGCCUCGCAGAGACAGCAACCUUACACUUCUAAACCAGCUGCUUCAGGGCUUGCGGCAGGACCAGAAAGCAAGCAUCCACAGCUCCCACACAGCUCAAACACCAGGGAUUUAACUGGAGCCAAAGGGUGUAUAGCACCCUCAUCAGUGCCCAUGCUCACAGUAAUCUCUAAGAAACACUGGAGCUAGAGUCAUUAACGGACAGUCUUCAUGGAAAAGUUUCUGGGGAACCAGAUAAAUCAUCUCUUUGCACAGUAGAUAAAAUUCAUUAUAUGAAUGUA